Molecule: messenger RNA, 3912 nt
Organism: Beta vulgaris subsp. vulgaris (sugar beet)
Lineage: Eukaryota; Viridiplantae; Streptophyta; Magnoliopsida; Caryophyllales; Amaranthaceae
Product: transcription factor MYB3R-1
Exons: 13
Coding region: 614-3766 (1050 amino acids)
Biological process (GO): regulation of DNA-templated transcription
Cellular component (GO): nucleus
Molecular function (GO): RNA polymerase II cis-regulatory region sequence-specific DNA binding; DNA-binding transcription factor activity, RNA polymerase II-specific
Source: RefSeq, a predicted model, not a curated record
UCCAAUUUGAAUUUUGCAAUUUACAAUUUCAGACCGUUUGAUAUCUCCUCUCUCUUUCUCUCUCCUCUGAAAAAACAACAUCAUUCAACACCAAAAACAACGUUUAUAUCUCAUUCAAAAAUAAAAGUACUACUCCUACUGAAUCACUAAAUCACAUGUGAAAAUUUGCAGAUCUCUCGUUUUUUCUUCAUUAGGAUUUCUGGGCAAAUGCUUCUUCCAUUGAUUUCUUCAUCCUCUUUUCGAUCAUUUAAUUUGUUUCACAAUCGCAAGCUCAAGCUCACUCCGUUUUAGGGAAAGGAGGGAGUACUUGAUUAGAGGUUUUGGCGUUGCUGGGAGCAUAAUCUGGAUAAGUUGGUAUCAAAAUUUGAGUUUUUGUUGUUGUUCAUUUGUCUCGGCUUGCUUGAUCGAAUUGCGGCUCUCUGGCGACUGAGCUUUUAGUAUUUGAAGUGAUACAAAAAACUUGCAACUGAAUAUGCCCUUCUGUUUGUUUUGCAUAAAGGAAGCUCUUGCCAUUGGCUAGGAAGACUGAUAAUGCCUUGGGGAACACUCUGUGGAGAGCAUCGUCAUCGAGUGGGAAUUGGGGUGUCCAAUUGUGCCUGUUUGUUAAAGAACCAUGGAAAGUGACAGGAAAUUAGCUGUAUCACUUCCGCCUCAGCCCUCGUCUGCUCCUCCCACUUCUCUGAACGGGGCCAACAAUGCGUUUCCUCGAGUCAGACCUAUGCAUGGGAGGACUAGUGGGCCUACGAGGCGGUCGACAAGGGGACAAUGGACUCCUGAAGAGGAUGAGAUUUUGUGCAAGGCUGUUCAGCGCUUCAAAGGGAAAAACUGGAAGAAGAUAGCUGAAUGUUUCAAGGACAGAACUGAUGUUCAGUGCCUGCACAGGUGGCAAAAGGUCCUCAAUCCAGAGCUUAUCAAGGGCCCUUGGUCUAAGGAGGAGGACGAAAUUAUUGUUCAAUUGGUGAAUAAAUAUGGACCAAAGAAAUGGUCUACAAUUGCCCAACAUCUACCAGGACGUAUAGGAAAACAAUGUCGAGAAAGGUGGCAUAACCAUCUUAAUCCCUCUAUAAACAAGGAGGCGUGGACUCAAGAAGAAGAACUUAUUCUUAUUCGCGCUCAUCAGAUUCAUGGAAACAGAUGGGCAGAGUUAACUAAAUAUCUGCCAGGAAGGACAGACAAUGCUAUUAAAAAUCAUUGGAACAGCUCUGUAAAGAAGAAACUAGACUCUUAUAUUGCUUCAGGACUCCUUGCUCAGUUCCAAGGCCUACCAGUGGUUAGCCAUCAAAGUCAAUCCAUGCCUGCAGCUUCCUUGCUAGUACAACAGAGUAGUGGAGAUGGUAGUGUUUUUAAAGAUGGAGUGGAGGUGGAGCAAAAUUCUGAAUGUAGUCAAGUUGGCUGUUCUCAAACUGCCAGUGACAUUUCUAAAACACAGGAGGAUUUUCUGGUGUCUGAAGAAUCAGACCUUGGAAAGUUGCACAAUGCUAGUCCAACAGCGUCAUGUUCCGAGCAAUUUUAUACAUCUGUUGAGGAUAUGACCUUUACCAUCCCUGAUAUACCUUAUGAAUUCAGCUGCUCAUCAAGAUACCUUGAGGACAAUUAUUCCAGAGAACCUGGGGCUUGUGCAUCUGGGAGUAGCAGCUUCGGAGCAUUUAGCUUACCCAAUGUUACCUCAGUGGACUUAAGCGCAGACUCAUCAUCUAGAAAUUGUUUUCUUGCUGAUCCAAAUAAUGAAACAGUUCCUGGUCCUUCUCAGCAUUCUAUUGAGUACGAUGCACUUGCUUCAGUCAAUAAUGUGGCUGCAAGGCCAGAUGCAACGGGACAGAAACAGAAAACUGAAGAAGGCUGUUCCCAGCUCGUAUUGCAUCAGGAAGGGGGUGAUGGAUUCCCUGUAAAUCUUAACAACUGCUCUGAGAUUAUUGAUAUGGACAGAUACAGAGAUUAUAUAAGUUUCCAGACCUUUUAUCAGCUCUCUGAAACAAGUGGAAAUGUGGGUUUGCAGCCAAAUCAUUCUUUGGAUACAUUGGUGGAAGCUUCAAACUGUGAACAUAUUUCUUCCAUACCUACUGAUGUUUCAGAUGAAAAUGGUUUGAUGUUAAGCUCCCAGGAAUAUAAUCAGGUAAAUGACAAUUUGGCUGUACCGCAGGAUAUUGCCAAGGUGGAUGAGGAGUUCGGGGCACACCAUAAUUCUGGUUCUCCAUGUAGUGAUCAUAUAAUUGCAGGCUUGACAGAGCAUUCAGAAUUGGAGAAACCAUCGAGAUUAGUCCCUGUAGGUACAUUUGGUGCUGAAAGAUCAGAUAGCCAGCCAACUCAUUCUAACAUAGUUGAACGACCAGUGAAGGCUACAAGUGAACGAGAAGCUGGAACUCUGUGUUAUGAACCUCCUCGAUUCCCAUCUUUGGACAUACCAUUUUUUAGUUGUGAUCUUGCUCAGUCUGCUAAUGAUGCUCACCAAGAAUUUAGUCCUCUAGGCAUCCGGCAGUUGAUGAUGUCUUCUAUGAAUAGUCUGACUCCGUUUAAAUUGUGGGAUUCACCAUCUUCUGAUGAUAGUCCAGACAGAGUGCUGAAAAGUGCUGCAAAAACGUUUUCUUGUACGCCAUCUAUCUUGAAGAAGAGACAUCGUGACCUAUUGUCACCUUUAUCACCUUUCUCCGAAAGGCGUUGUGACAAAAGGACUGGGAGCAAUGUUAAACAAGGUUUUCUAUGGACAUCUAGGUUGACCAAUGAGUUUUCACGUUUGGAUGUAAUGUUCGAUGACACUGAUGAGUGCAAGAUUCUGUCACUUCCAUCUAAUGAUCAGAAUAGUUGUGCUUCAAUAGAAGAUAAAGAAAAUAUAUGUCCUGCUUUUGAAGGGCAAAAUGAAGAGGCAAAACUUAACCGUGUAGAAUCCGGAAACAGAACCUCAGAGGAAAACAAGGAUAUUAAUAGGGAUGGAAAUCUUGAACAGGAUGUAGAGAAAUCAGUCCAUGACGAUUGUGCUUCAGAAACACCUAGUAGAGUCCUCGUUGAAUGCCACUUACGUGAUACACAACAUUCUUCUCUGGAUCGAGCUGAACCAGCAAGGCCGGAGACAGGUGACAGAUCUUUAGAAGCUCACAGCUUGCCGAAUACUUCCAACCAAGCAGCCAUGUCAGAGUCAAUGGUCGCUAAAGCUAAAUCUGUUGUAAGCCCCCCCUUGCUUGGUUUGAAGAAGCGAAACAAUGAUUCUGCAUUAUUGUGUGGCCAAUCAGUCUCUGCUGUUAACUCGGUGAUGGUUGACAGCCUUGUUAAUGAAGUUGGUUCUGAGAAUCUGAACAUUUUUGGAGGAACACCUUUUAGACGAAGUAUUGAAUCGCCUUCAGCAUGGAAGUCACCUUGGUACUUCAGCUCUCUAGUAAAUUGCCCGAAAUUUGAUGCAGACAUAACAAUUGAGGAUAUAGGGAUUUUCAUGAGCCCAGGAGAUCGUAGCUUUGAUGCAAUAGGGUUGAUGAAGCAGAUUAAUGAGCAAAGUGCAGAUGCAUAUGCAGAUGCACGGGAAGUUCUGGGAAGUGAAACUCCUGAAAGCAUUCUGAGGCAGAGAUGCUCUAGAUUUCAAAAUCUGGAGAGCGACAGCAAUAAAUAUUUCAACAGUCCACUUGACAGCCGCUUCCAUUCGGCGUCCAAUGUCUCGCCGGAGCGGCGUGUUCUUGAUUUCAGUGAAUGCGAGACGCCAAUUAAGCCAAUGGAGAAGGGACAAGGCGUGGCUGCUCCAAGCUUUUCAAGUCCAUCUUGUUUGCUGAAAAGUUACAGAUAGCAGUGUUGCAUUCGGAUAGAAGAUGAAAGAUAGUACAUAAUUGUUCGUUAAAUAUGUUGUUUUUAGCUGUAAUUUAUAUUUUGAAAAUGAUGUAAUUAUCUCAUUGAGAAUAAUAUAUAUGGCAUACAUUUUUUUGGCUCUCCAUA